Molecule: messenger RNA, 678 nt
Organism: Pipistrellus nathusii (Nathusius's pipistrelle)
Lineage: Eukaryota; Metazoa; Chordata; Mammalia; Chiroptera; Vespertilionidae
Source: the annotation of a GenBank genome assembly
AUGUCCGCGCCGCCGCCCCUGCAGAUCCGCGAGGCGAACGCGCACCUGGUGGCAGUCCACCGGCGCGCCGCGGAGCUGGAGGCGCGGCUGGACGCGGCGGAGCGCACGGUGCGCUCCCAGGCCGAGCGCCUGGCCCGCCACGACGAGCAGCUGCGCGCUGCCCUGGACGAGCUGGGCCGCGCCAAGGACCGGUUUUUCCGCCGCUUGGACCGGGACAGGAGCCGAUCCCUGGAUGCGAGGGAGCUUCAGCAGGGCUUGGCUGAGCUGGGGCUGGCGCUGGACAUGGCUGAGGCAGAGGGUGUGUGCAGGCGAUGGGACCGUGACGGCAGCGGGACGCUGGACCUGGAGGAGUUCCUGAGGGCACUCCGUCCCCCCAUGUCCCAGGCCCGGGAGGCGGUCAUUGCAGCUGCAUUCUCCAAGCUGGACCGCAGUGGAGAUGGUGUGGUGACCGUGGAUGACCUUCGGGGGGUGUAUAGCUGCCACGCUCACCCCAAGGUGCAAAGCGGGGAGUGGACUGAGGAGGAGGUGCUCCGCCGCUUCCUGGACAACUUUGAUUCCUCUGAGAAGGACGGGCAGGUCACCCUGGCUGAGUUCCAGGACUACUACAGUGGUGUGAGUGCCUCCAUGGACACGGAUGAGGAGUUUGUGGCCAUGAUGACCAGCGCCUGGCGACUGUGA